AUGGACAGGGACGAACUACGAAAAAAUGAGCGAGGAGGAACUGAGAGUGGCACAAAAGAGAAGUCGGGAGAAUGGGUGUUGAUCGAUGAAACGAACAAAACCGAGUUACUAGCCUCUGGGGGGCUGGAUGCACCGCUGGCAUCUACAAGUGAAGCUACCGAGAGCAUGCUGCCAUUCGCUGAUGCAGACCUUUUGACGGAUGAAGGAUCGAAGUCAGACGACGGGGAGGACAGGGACUUGGACUGCCUGUCUUCCUCAGCUGUAGCCUCGGAGGGUCCAUUAACGACAGAACGCAUCUUCUCAUCAUUCUUCAAUGUUGUUUCUACGGCCCUCCUUGCAUUGCAGCCUGAUCUUGCUCAUACACGCAACUUAUCACGCACCUGGAGUGCGGCAAAUUCAUCACGCCCACACCAACCCUGGAGAUGGUUUGGCGCUGCUGAUAUCCUUGUGCAAUGGGUAUCCGCGAUCUUCGUGUCCACCUGUACGACCAUUCCGGAGGGUGUCAACGAAGGUUCAUCCCAGGACAUCGCACCAACUCACUCCCCGGGCCCAGAUCGAGAGCACAUCCCCCCCCCAGUUCGAGAAUUGACUUGGAGACAGAAGCCUACCGAGGAUAACGCCGAUGAAGAUGACGGUAGCUUCCCAGUGGAACUCCCAAUAGAGAUCCCUCAGGAUCCUCUUCUCGAAACCUCUGCCGGAGCCAAUGCGGGAAGAUACGGGUCACCCCUGGCAAGGUGGAUCAAACAGUGGAAUAUCGCUAACAGGUACAUUCCGUACUCACAUUCGCGUGGUCUUGAAACCCCCGGGGACGACCUUUACACAAAUUCCGCACAAAGUACGAGUUGCUGGCCUCGGUACGGGAUAUCGUGCAAAUUCAGAAGGAAGCAGUUGAACAAUGCCAAUGUUCUUCACCGCGAUUGUAGUCUCUUCAAUGCCAUGAUCGAGUACGAUGGUAACGGCACCCACGGAAUGCUGAUAGAUUGGGGAGUUUGCCGUGAAGAUCUUGAAGAAUCAGAGUUACACUGUUGGGGGCACCGGCACAUUACCCUUCAUGUCCCGAGCACUUCUCCUGCAGCUCCACCUCAAGACUCCAACUGA
Suillus subalutaceus is the source of this 1098-nucleotide messenger RNA. RefSeq lists its product as uncharacterized. Lineage: Eukaryota; Fungi; Basidiomycota; Agaricomycetes; Boletales; Suillaceae. The record is from RefSeq and is a predicted model, not a curated record. The coding region runs from base 1 to 1098 and encodes 365 amino acids. The transcript has 8 exons.